Molecule: messenger RNA, 1359 nt
Organism: Aureococcus anophagefferens
Lineage: Eukaryota; Pelagophyceae; Pelagomonadales; Pelagomonadaceae
Exons: 1
Coding region: 1-1359 (452 amino acids)
Molecular function (GO): FAD binding
Source: RefSeq, a predicted model, not a curated record
AUGCUCGCGCUGCAGAGGCUGCCCGACAUGAUGCUCGCGCUGCUAUACAUCGCCGCUACCGCGCACGCCCUCGCGCCGACGGCGGUCCCGACGCGCGUCGACGUCGCCAUCGCCGGCGGCGGCCUCGGCGGCCUCGCGGCCUGCGCGGCCAUGCGCGCGCGGGGCAUCGACGCGCACUGCUUCGAGGCCGCGGGCGAGCUCCUCCGCGGCAGCACGGGCACGGGCAUCAUGAUCUCCGCCAACGGCAUGUCCGCGCUCGGCGCCGUCGACAGACGGCUGCCCGCGGCGAUGCGCGCGCGCGGCGUCCGCAUCACGUCCCAGAAAAUCACGAAAUACGGCGCCGACGGCGCCGAGGAGAAGAGCGUGUCCAUGGACGCGACGACCUUCAAGGACACCUUCGGCCACGACCAGUACAACAUCGCCUGGUCGUCGGCGCACGAGGCGCUCGCGGACGUCGUGCCGCCGGAGGUCGUCCACUGCGGGCGGGCCGUCGCCGGCGCGACGGCGGCCGAGGGCGGCGUCGACGUCGCCUUCGUCGACGGGUCGAGCGUGCGCGCGAAGCUGCUCGUGGGCGCCGACGGCAUCGGGUCCAAGGUGCGGUCGCUCGUGGCGACGGGCGACGACGCGCCGCGCUACUCGGGCCAACUGCUCUGGAACGCCAUCGUCGACAGCGCGGCGCUGCCCCUGCACGGCCCCGGCGAGGUCUCCUUCGCGACGACGGGCGUCGACGGCCGCGCGAUCUUGGCCUUCGACGCGGGCGGGGGCAAGACGAGCUGGUACCUGACGCUGCCCGCGACCGAGGCGCCGCGGUCCGCGGCGGCCAUCGCCGACGGCUCCUUCGGCGGCUUCGGCCGCCCCGGGUCGACGGCGGACCUCGAGGCGUCCUUCGCCCGUUUUCCCGACGCGCUCGCGUGCCUCGCGGCGACGCCCCCGGCGGAGAUCUUCGAGCGGCGCCUCGGCGACCGGCCGCCGCUGGGCUCCUGGACCGGGCUCGACGGGCGCGUCGUCGUCAUCGGCGACGCGGCGCAUCCGAUGGUGCCCUCGCAGGGCCAGGGCACGAUGGUGACCUGGGAGGACGCGGCGGACCUCGCCGCGCUCGUCGCGGCCGAGGGCGCGUCGCCCGCGGCGACGAAGGCCUUCGCCGCGCGCCGCGGGAAGCGGUGCGACAUGGUGCAGAAAUAUAGCGCGGCGUCGUACAUGGGAAAAACGUCGCCGACGCGGCAGCCGCGCAAGAUUUUCAGCAUGCUCGGCAACUUCCGGCGGAUCAAGCAGAUGUACUCCUGGAAGCACACCCUCGACGAGCUGCCCGGGGAGCCCUUCGCGCGAUGGGCCUGGAGCGGCCCCGUGGUUCGCGACUGA